This is a messenger RNA of Pyricularia oryzae 70-15, 1508 nucleotides long. RefSeq lists its product as uncharacterized. The transcript is spliced from 3 exons. The coding region runs from base 788 to 1414 and encodes 208 amino acids. Gene Ontology annotation, cellular component: cytosol. Lineage: Eukaryota; Fungi; Ascomycota; Sordariomycetes; Magnaporthales; Pyriculariaceae. Gene Ontology annotation, molecular function: FMN binding; oxidoreductase activity. The record is from RefSeq and is a predicted model, not a curated record.
GCAUAUUCAUGAUCUCCCGGGCUGAGCUCCUGUGCAUUGAUUUUCUGGCUAUGGCCUGUGAACUUUCGAGAUGAUGAUCACAUCCAUCUUUCUCUUGAUUAGUACAGGUGUUGCAACAAGGCCCUAAUCAUCACAACACCAAUUAACAAGUUGAACGUGAUUUUUCUUUUCUGGCAGAUGGCUCUGGUCAAAGGCCGAAAUAAGACAUCUAUAGCCUUGACAUUUGGUUGAACACAUCAGCGAUUGCCAUUGAUAGACUGUGCGUUAACAAGCACUACAAUCGCACAAGAAGCCGAUCAAGCAUAGUAUGCAGUGUCGGUACAGUAGAUGAGAGAGGCAUUAUUGUCGGCCACCAAACAGGCUUAUUCGCACAGUACCGCGCAGGGCUCAUGGAGUUUUUACCAUGGCUACGUUAUCCCAUUGUCCCAAAACGGCUUGCCGCGCGCAUUCCUUAAGCGGAAACUGUUUGAAUAUACCAUGGCGCGCGCUUCAUUCGAACCUUCCCGUACGUAUAUUGCGGGCAGUUUGUGGAUUUCAAAGCGGAUCACAUCGCCAUUGUCGCGUCCGCGAUGCCCGUAACGUUGUAGACAGGUUCUUUUGUAUAUUUCUAAGCAAAGAACAAGUAGAUGUCUAGGUAUAUAAAUACGAGUGAGGAUAUUCCAACAAAGUCACAAUUGGCCUGAGAUGCAUCAACAGAGGCAUCAACAGAGGCAUCAGCAACAAAGUCUGCCCACACUUUUCGCGAUACCCGGAAUCAUAGCCCAGCAUAUUACUCACUCCACUUGAAAUGUCCGCCAAGAAGAGCAUCGCCGUGAUCGCCAUGAGCGUGCGCCGCCCGCGCGUCGGUCUGCACGUGGCGACCAACGUGCACGCCGUGGUGUCCAAGGCCGCAGGCGACGAGUUCGCCGUCAAGCUGGUGGACCUGGCCGAGUUCAAGCUGCCCGUCUACGACGAGGAGCUCACCCCGGCCAUGGUCACGGACCCACAGGCGCAGUACCAGCACGAGCACACCAAGCGCUGGUCAGCCGAGAUAGCCUCUCACGACGCCUAUGUACUUGUGCUGCCAGAGUACAACUAUAGCAUAUCGGGCGGCGCCAAGAAUGCUAUCGACUAUCUAUACAACGAAUGGAUCGGGAAGCCGAUAGUCGCCGUCACCUACGGCAUCUUUGGUGGUCAGCACGUAUCAGCCGCGGCCAAACAGAUCCUGGAAGGCAUGAAGCUACGUCUGGCCCCCACACGGCCUGCCCUGGGCUUUGUUGGCAACGUUGCCGGCAAGGAUUUCAUGCUCGCUGCGGAUGGCCAGCUCGGCGAGGAGACCAAGAACUUUAUUUUGGAGGGAGAUGGGUCUAAGGAAAUAUCCAAAAGCUUCGACGAACUCAAGGCUCUGCUGGCGACUCCAGUGGAAGCCAAGUAAGUCAUGGAAUUCGUUAGUAUACCAUCAUGCGUAUCUGGAAGCAUCCUAUGUUCUGCAUGUAGACAGUGUCUUGAGCGUUAGACUUGCACCACGU